AUGGGCGGUAUGACGCAGCGGUGGGCCCGUGGAGGGGCCCUUUGCCUCGAUCCUGCUGCAUCUGCUGCUGCAGCAGCAGCAGCAGCACCUGCUGCUGCUGCUGGGGAUCCAUUAGGAACAGCAGACACAGCAGCACCUACCCCUUCUUCCCUUUGCAGCAGCAGCAGCAGCCCCUGCAACAGCGGCAGCAGCACAACUGCUGCUCCUGCUGCGCACAUCAGGCUUACUAGCGUCCGUAACAGUACUCCCUGCAGCAGCAGCAACAACAGCAGCAGCAGCAGCAAAAUUGGAGAUAUUUACGGGAAGAAUAUCACUGUAGGAGGCAGCAGCAUUGGCAGCAGCAGCACUGCUUCUCCUGCAGUAUUCAGCAGCAGCAGCAGCAGCACUGCUUCUCCUGCAGUAUUCAGCAGCAGCAGCAGCAGCAUUGCUUCUCCUGCAGUAUUCAGCAGCAGCAGCAGCAGCACUGUUGCCCCUGCACUAUUCAGCAGCAGCAGCAGCAGCAACCAGCGAUUGUCUCCUGGUGCCCUUACCGUUGCUGCUUCUGCUGCUGCUGCUGCUGCUGCCUUUGAGGAUAUCCGCCGGGCUACAGCGAAGGCGAAUAUUGGGCUAAGGCAUAGCAGCAGCAGCAGCAGAUUCAGCAACAGCAUCAGCAGCAGCAGCAGCAGGUACAGCUGCAGCAGCAGCAGCAGCAGCAGCAGCAUCUUUUCUUCUGUAGGUCUUACACACAAGUCAUUUCUUGGGGUAGAUGGAGGUAAGCUGAGACUUGAUGAGCUGCAGCAGCAAACAGAGCAGCAGCAGCAGCAGCAGCAGCAAGGGAAACCGGACGAACAGCAGCAGCACCACCACCAGCAGCAGCAGCAACAGCAGCAGCAGCAGCAGCAGCAGCAAGAUGGGUGUGGGGUCAAGCCUUUGCUGCCUGAGCUUCUUAAUCCUCGUCUAUUAGGUCCUUCCUUUUGUCGAUCAAAUUCGUUGCUGCAGCAAGCAGCAAGCAAGCACACGCAGCGGCAGCAGCAGCAGCAGCAGCAACAGCAGCAGCAGCAGCAGCAGCAGAAGCUGCCUUGGUUAGCACCAGGGUCUGUUGCCUUUGCACGUCUUCUGCUGCAGCAGCAAGAGGGCUCAGUAGAUACCUCUGAGGACUCAGCGCGUGCUGCUGCUGCUGCAGCAGCAGCAGCAACAGCAGGAGGAGGAACUCCUACAACAGCAACAACAGCAUCAACAGCAACAGCAGCAGCAGCAGCAGCAGCAGCAGCAGCAGCAGCAGAUAUGUGUACACUGCAGCAACAGCAGCAGCAACUUGAUGCAGCAGAGCAGCAAGCAGCAAACAGCGCAAGACAAUUAGCAGCAGAUGCUGCAGCGGGAGGUGUCGAUGCUUAA
Molecule: messenger RNA, 1374 nt
Organism: Eimeria maxima
Lineage: Eukaryota; Apicomplexa; Conoidasida; Eucoccidiorida; Eimeriidae
Exons: 3
Coding region: 1-1374 (457 amino acids)
Source: RefSeq, a predicted model, not a curated record